Molecule: messenger RNA, 876 nt
Organism: Staurois parvus
Lineage: Eukaryota; Metazoa; Chordata; Amphibia; Anura; Ranidae
Source: the annotation of a GenBank genome assembly
GGUCAUCUCCUGUGCUGUGUCCGCAGUCUCUGGUCAUCUCCUGUGCUGUGUCCGCAGUCUCUGGUCAUCUCCUGUGCUGUGUCCGCAGUCUCUGGUCAUCUCCUGUGCUGUGUCCGCAGUCUCUGGUCAUCUCCUGUGCUGUGUCCGCAGUCUCUGGUCAUCUCCUGUGCUGUGUCCGCAGUCUCUGGUCAUCUCCUGUGCUGUGUCCGCAGUCUCUGGUCAUCUCCUGUGCUGUGUCCGCAGUCUCUGGUCAUCUCCUGUGCUGUGUCCGCAGUCUCUGGUCAUCUCCUGUGCUGUGUCCGCAGUCUCUGGUCAUCUCCUGUUCUGUGUCCGCAGUCUCUGGUCAUCUCCUGUGCUGUGUCCGCAGUCUCUGGUCAUCUCCUGUACUGUGUCCGCAGUCUCUGGUCAUCUCCUGUACUUGUGUCCGCAGUCUCUGGUCAUCUCCUGUACUGUGUCCGCAGUCUCUGGUCAUCUCCUGUACUGUGUCCGCAGUCUCUGGUCAUCUCCUGUACUGUGUCCGCAGUCUCUAGUCAUCUCCUGUACUGUGUCCGCAGUCUCUGGUCAUCUCCUGUACUGUGUCCGCAGUCUCUGGUCAUCUCCUGUACUGUGUCCGCAGUCUCUGGUCAUCUCCUGUACUGUGUCCGCAGUCUCUGGUCAUCUCCUGUACUGUGUCCGCAGUCUCUGGUCAUCUCCUGUACUGUGUCCGCAGUCUCUGGUCAUCCCCUGUACUGUGUCCGCAGUCUCUGGUCAUCCCCUGUACUGUGUCCGCAGUCUCUGGUCAUCCCCUGUACUGUGUCCGCAGUCUCUGGUCAUCCCCUGUACUGUGUCUGCAGUCCAUUGGUUCAGAAUAUUUUUUUUUCUUGUUUUUCGCCUCUA